Molecule: messenger RNA, 1501 nt
Organism: Diospyros lotus (date-plum)
Lineage: Eukaryota; Viridiplantae; Streptophyta; Magnoliopsida; Ericales; Ebenaceae
Product: protein SLOW GREEN 1, chloroplastic
Exons: 1
Coding region: 183-1220 (345 amino acids)
Molecular function (GO): protein binding
Source: RefSeq, a predicted model, not a curated record
AGCCCCUCAAAAACCCUAAAAACCAUUUCCUCUUUCUACCUACCCGCCCAACCCAAUUCACCACACCACCAAACUCCAAAACCUUUCUUCCCCAUCAAAAUCUCCACCAGAAGCAGCCCCGAGAGAGAGAGAGAGAGAGAGAGAGAGAGAGAGAAAGCUCUAGAAAGUUCUCUACAUCCGAAAUGGACUCGGCCCUUGCUAUAGGAUUAGGAUCAUCAUCUGUCUUCCACCUCAAGACCCCUCCAUUUUCCAUCGCCGGCGCCGCUUUCAAGCCAUCCCUAAAACCACCGUCAUAUUUCUCUAUCUCAAGAAACCCCUCCUUCAAUCCUCCAUUUGGGUCAUCUAUCAAAGUCAAGGCCUUUUCUGGCUACAUGCCCGGAAAUGGCGGUUCCUCGGAGAAGGCUCAAAACCCAUUUAUCCAGAAGCUCAAAACGGCCGCCGCCGCCACCGCCUUUGUCCUGGCCGCCUCUGCCGCAGCCGGAAAGUUCGGAACUUUGCCGGCCAGGGCCGAGGCUGCCACGGCUGUAACGGAAGAAACGGUUACAGUGGAAGAAGAGGAGAAAUUGAGGGAUUCGUCUUCUUCGCCGUUGUCUCAGUUUCUGGAGUUGAAUUCGGAGGCGGUAGAGGCCUUGAAAUCGCUGUUGCAGCAGAAGCUCGAGGCCGGGGAGGACGAAGAAGCAUUGGAAGUGUUGAAAAAGCUGGUGGCGGCCCAACCAGAGGAAACGGAUUGGAAGUUCCUGAUGGCGAGAUUGUUGAACGAAAUGGGGAAACCCAAAGAAGCCAAGGAAGUUUUCGAGGAGAUUUUAAAGCUCAAUCCACUGUCGUUUGAGGCAUUGUUUGAGAAUGCAUUGUUGAUGGACCGGUGUGGAGAGGAAAAUGCAGUGAUCACAAGGUUGGAAGAAGCAUUGAGGAUUGCAGAGGACGAUAAAAAGGCGAAGGAGGCAAGGGAUGUGAGGUUGAUAAUGGCACAGAUACAAUUCUUGCAGAAGAAUGUGGAUGAAGCCUUGAGGAGCUAUGAGGAGCUUGCAAGGGAGGAUCCCAAUGAUUUUAGACCUUAUUUUUGCAAAGGGAUGAUAUAUAGCUUGCUUGAUAGGAACAAGGAGGCUAAGGAGGAGUUUGCCAAGUACCGGGAGCUUUCACCAAAGAAGUUCGAGGUGGAGGGGUACUUGAGGACACCAUUGUCAAGGAUGAAGCUUUUUGGUACAAAUGAGGAUAAUUGAAUAGGUGCAAGUCAAGUUGAGUGCAAGGUUGAUUUGUGUAGCCAGAGCUAUUAGAAAUAAUUGUCCAAGAAAUGGGUAUAUUUCUCUCUUGUAAGAGUACAAAUAUAGGCCAUUCUUGGGAAUAGCCCAAAUAUCUGAUGAAUAUGGUUGUUAGUUUGUUGAGUUUUGUUUUAAUCUAUACAAGAAUGUUGAACCAUCAAAGACAAAGAAGAUACAUGAAUAACGAAUGAACUCUUAUUCAAAGUGAAUUUGAAGGGUAUAUGGGAAAUAAUUUUCCAGGA